AUGAGCGAACACGGACUAAACAAAAGAGAAGGAAAUGGAAAGUCGAUGGGCGAAAGUUCAGCUAAGGACAAGGACAAGUGUCAAAAUCUCUUUUCUGGCAUCCCAGGGUUAGAGCGGAGAUGGAUGAAGAACUGUGGGAGGAGGAUAUGUGUUCUGCGUGUUUCGCGAUUGGAGGCCCUACGGGAGCUCACCAGUUCAAGGUCGGACAUCAAGCUGACUGUGGUUAUGAGCGAUGGGAGACCCUUAGGCGACUCGGCAAGGAGGAUGAAAAUGACCAAACCUGCCCUCACCUCCGGGUCGUUCCCAAUCCAGCAGAGCGACUCGCUUUCGCUUGCCGUCAACGUAAACUUCUACUUCCAGUACUUCCAUAACCUCAAGAACAACUCAGACGCCAUCCGCAUCCUCCUGCAGAAGCGCUCGAAGCGCUCUCUUGUGAACAAGAUCAUCGCCGAAUGCUCGAUGAACCUGGCGGAUAUCAUCCAGGCCCCCCUGGAGGAAGGGAGUGUCUUGAUGCUCCAUAGCACAGGUCGGCUGAAACAUACGCAGAAGUCAGUGAACGAACCCAUCGUUCGCCUGCACGUUCAGCUUGAGUCCCUUCCCGUUGACUUCUCCGACAUCUCACGGUGGUGGCCGGAAGUUGACGACGACAACGCGAAUGAAAGGGAACUGAUUUUGAGCGGAGAAGAUCAAGCGAGCGAAGACGAAGAAGAAGAUAUGCUCGAGAGUGAGGAAGAUGAAGAUGAGUGGGUUGAAAGGUUUGAUACCGUAGACGAGCAUGGAGUCGAUCUCAUCGACGAGGUUGAGGAAGACGUAUUCCCCACCAGCAACACCAUCGCAAGCACAAACAUUGAUCGUGAGAACGGGGCAAAGAACUUCCGAUCGAAGGUGCUCAAGGGAACAAAGAAGAUCGCAAGCAUGACUCUCACCCCCGUUCGCGUCGUCCGAAACCAGUAUGCCCGCAUCAGAGCCAAGAAUCAGAAGGAGCACGCGUCCAGUGCUGCGGUAGGAGACCUGGAGGAGGAGGCUGGCGAGGACGAGGCGGUGUUCGAUGACGGGGUCCUACAUAUGGCCGGGUUUGACAGGAGAGCAUCGGAAGACGUAGGGGGGGAGCACUCGGAGGUUACUGCGAGGGUCGAAAGCAUCCUCUCGGACUCCGCGAGCUUGGACGGGGGCAGCCUGGUGCUGCUCUGUAACCAUUCAUCGUCUCGUGGAAGAUACUUGUACGACGUCCUCACACGGAGAGACUCGGAGGCGAGAGCCAGCACGUCGCAGGACUUGGGGAGAUUCUGUGUGAAGAUCGCUUGCUACCUGGAGAUCCGAGCUGCUGUGGCUGUCAUCUCUGCCCAUCUGAGGAAGCAGCAGCGUCAGGACAGGUCUGCUGUCAUGCGGAUCGGAAUCUUAGGAGGAGACUCGUUCUUGCACCUCUUCCUCCAGGAGAUGCUCAACUGUCAGGCAGAGCCUUGCUUCAAGAUCUUUCUGAUCCCCCUGGGUCGAGGCGGACGAGACUCGCUGGUAGCCCAGCUCAUUAGCAGCAAGGACAGCGAGUACUUGCGGCUCUUCUGCUCAGAACUGUGGGAGUCGAGCUUCGAGAUUGCAGAUGGUGAAGCAGACUUUUGGAUGGAGGCCGUAGAAACUCGCGUGCAUGAAUUGUUGUUCCACUACCUCUCACAGGCCAAAUGGACGUUCAAGCUCGUAGUCGGAGAGGCCUUCAUCACUUGUGCAGACAGCAUGACAGGCUCUAAUCCGAUCCCUUCUCUGAUUGAGGAGCCCGGCUAUGCCGGCAUAGUGAGGCAGCACACGCUCCCCUUGAUCUCCUCGCUGUCUGUACGAGCAAUCGAGGAGGUCACAACUUCUGGCUUGUGUGCAGCUGCUGAUCCAGUACAGGAGGGACCAAGUGCCAACAGCGUGCUGGACGUCAAACUGGAUUUCUGGGUGACGAAUGGAGGAGGGGAGGCUCUCAAGGCCGUGUGUAUGAGGUCGUUCAAGGAGAGGAACAAACGCAUCCGCUCUUCCGUCAACGUCACGCGCAACAGUGGAGGGGGGCACGUUAUCAGAGCAGACGUCAGCCGCUUAAUCUGCUCAGCUGCAAACCCCAAGGCCAACUUCUUCUCGGUGAUCGUCGACGGGCUGAGAAUGUCUCCCGUGCGAUUCAUCUCGAUCUCUCCACACCUCAGCUCGACCCUGAUCAACUCGCUUCCGAUCGCGACGUUCUGCGAGAUAUGA
Guillardia theta CCMP2712 is the source of this 2223-nucleotide messenger RNA. RefSeq lists its product as hypothetical. The record is from RefSeq and is a predicted model, not a curated record. Lineage: Eukaryota; Cryptophyceae; Pyrenomonadales; Geminigeraceae. Bases 1 to 2223 code for a protein of 740 amino acids. The transcript has 7 exons. Gene Ontology annotation, biological process: protein localization to plasma membrane.